Paramecium sonneborni is the source of this 3272-nucleotide messenger RNA. The record is from the annotation of a GenBank genome assembly. Lineage: Eukaryota; Ciliophora; Oligohymenophorea; Peniculida; Parameciidae.
AUGAUAAAUUUAUCAUAUGAAAGCGAUCAUAAAAUUGGAUGCCAAAGAAUAUCAUGUUCAUAAAUGCCUAAAUCUUUAUAGUCUCCAUCAGAUCUUAAACCCCCUACUAUUAAUUCAUCUCUUUUUAGUAAUGUAAAUCCUUACUCUGAUCCUGUAUAAUCUAAUUUUAUUAUUAGAGCAUUCAUAGAUAAAUUGAUCCUUUAAGACCAAAUCAAAUCUUAAAUGCAGAAACUCCUGAACAUAGACUUAUUGAUGAAACUGAAACUAAAAGAAUGAAAAAAAGCAAUUUUAAUAAGUUUAAAAAGUUUGUAUUUUCAUCACCUUUUAUAAAUAAAGACAUUUUGGAUAAAAAAAUUAUACAUAAAUUUAUCACACUUCUCAAACAAAAAGCAUAUAUUUAUAAUGACUACUUUUUUAAUUCAUUAUAAAAACAGAUUUUAACUGAAAAAUAUGUCAUAUCACCAUAUAAUUUAACUGAUAAUCAUAAAAAUCUAAUUAUACUUGACUUUUUAUUUUAUUUUAUAUGGGAUGUACUCACAUUAAUUCUAACAACUAUUUUACUCUUUUGGAUUAUUUAUAAAAUUACAUUUCAUACUACAAACCAAUAAUUAACAUAAAUCCUAUUCAUUUUAUUUAUUAUACUUGAUGUAUUUAUUUGUUUAAUAUCACCAUAUAUUUCAAAAGGAUACAUUAUACUCAACAAGUUCGAUAUCAUUCGCAAUCAAAUCACCUGCAAUUUAAUAGUCAAUUUAAUAUAUUCAGUCACAACUAUUCUUUUACUCUUAUUAAAUAAUAAUAGUGAAAUUUUACUCAUUUUAUACGCUUUUUAAUUUAUUUCAUCAUUACCUAAAUUAAGUUCAACAAUUCAUAAGUUAUCAGAUUAUACCUCUUUAAAUUUGUAACUCAUCAUAAACAUAACUUAAUUAUUAUAUUUAAUUCAUCUAAGUUCAUGUAUUUGGCAUAUUAUAGGGAUGCAUGAUGAAAAUUCAUGGAUCUAUCAAAAUCAUUUAGAAGAAUCAGAUAAUAUGACAAGAUAUUGUCAUUCAUUCUAUUAUUCAAUAUCAUAAUUAUUUAAUGCAGGAUCUAAUAAUAUAACCUUAACUACUAAUACAGAAUUCAUUUUUUCAAGUGUUUAAAUAUUUCUAUCUGUUUGGAUAUGUAGUUUAAUUCUUUUAUAAUUGAAUUAAAAUUUAAAGCCCUUCUACUAAUAAUAACAUUUAUUAUUGUAAUUAUUUUAAUUAUUUUUAGUAAGGAGAUUGAAGCCAUAAAUGGCUUUCUAAAUAAAAAAAAUGUACCUCUAUUAAUGAAAGCUUAAAUUAGAAAUUAUAUCAAAUACAUGUUUUCAAAUAAAAAGAGUGAUUUUGAGGUAUUUUUAAAAUGGUAAACUUAGAUAAGAUUUAAAAUAUAGUUUAAUCAUUAAGACCUGAUCUAAAAGAAGAUUUAAUAUAAUAAAUGAGAUUGUAAGCUUUGUCUUAUUGCAAAAUAUUAUAAAGGUUUUCAAAAGAUUCUCUUUAAUAAUUAACUAAACAUAUGGAACAUAUUCAUUAUAAUCCAAAUGAAAUAGUUUCUUUAUAAGAUUAAUCUUUAUAUUUGAUUGAUACUGGGGAAAUUGAAGUUUAAGAAUAUGAUUAGAGAUUGCAUACUUUAAAAUUCGGAGAUUCUUUUGGAGAAGUUGCUUUUUUCUCAGGAAUUUAAAAUAAAACUGUUUAUAAAACCUAAGAGUUUACCUAACUUUAUAGAAUUAAUUAAUGCGAUUUCUUACGUAUCAUUUAAUAAAACAAAGUUGAUCACGAAAGAUUUAUGUACAUAAAACAUUCCAUUUUAUAUGGAUAUUUUAAUAUAAUUAAUUUAAAAUGUUUUUCUUGCAAUUCACAGUCACAUUUAAUUAAUAGUUGUCCACUUUUAAAUUAUAAACCAGAUAUUGAAAAGAUAUUUAAACAUGCUAAUUUUCAUUCUCAAAAUAGAGAUUAAUUUGUAAGAGAUAAAGAUAUUGAUUAAAGAGCUUUUAACAGAACUUUUAAAAGAAUUUUUGUAUAAAAAUAUAUUAAAUAAUAGAUUAAUUUUGAUGCUUUAAAAAUGUUUCGAUUAAAAUAUGAUCUUAUUGAUUAAGAUGAUAUGUAUCCAAAAAGUAAUGAAAUAAUUGAGACUGAAGAUAUUGAAUCUGAUUCAGAUUCAGAUUCAGGAGAAUCUUAUGAAUAAUAUCAAUCUGAUCAAAUUCUAUCUGAUAAUAGAUUUAUUGAUAAAUAAGAUGGGUAUUUAUUUAAAUAAAACUUAGUACAAUUGUUAGUAUAAUUAAAUAAUAAGAUUAAUUGAGGGAUAACUCUAAAAUAUUAUUAGAAGUUGAUGAUAAUAUUGAGGAAAUGUUUAUUAUUAGACCAAAUAAUUAAAAAACAACAGUAAGUACUGCUUAAUUUUAAUAUGAAUAAUAAUAAUAGUUUUAGUCAUAAUAAUAAUAAUAAUAGUAAUAAUAACAAUAAUAACAAUAAAAUCAAUAAUAAUAUAGAUUUUCAUUGAUGCCAAUAGAUCCUAAGUUAAGAAAACAAUCUUCUUCAUAAUUAGAAUAAUUAUCAUCUUAAAAUAUAGCAACAGAAGGAUAAAUUCCAACAGUGAAAGGAUCAAAAAAUAAUUCUUAAAUAGCAUCUAAAGGUGAAUCUAAUGAUAAAUUAAAAUUUGGAUCAUAAAAGAAAAUAUCAAGUUAUAUUAGUGUUGAAAAUAAGAUGAAAAAGAAUUUAUCAAGAAUAAGAGAAGAAGAUUCUGAUACUUUAAAUUUAUCUAAUCGUUAUAACUCAGAUGAACAACAAAGUUCUUAAAAUAUGAGAUAUUUUUAUAGAUAAAGUCAUAAUUCAUUGCCAUCUAGAAAUACAUAAUUGAGACCAUCUAUGAAAAGAAUAUCAUCAAAAAUAUCAUCUAUAAAUUUAAUAACUGGGACAAGAACUUAUAAUAAAACCAGCAAUCCUUUUACAAGAUCAUUUGGAAAUUUUCCUACAAAUAUAGGAAUGGUAGAUUUGAGUAUGUACAAAAGAGAUGAUUUAAAACCUGAAGAUUUUGAGACAAUGUUUCUUUAUAAAAUUUAUUUUCCUUUAGGAAAUUAUCCAAAUAUAAUAAAGAGACUUAAUUAUUAUUUAAAAUGGAGAUUAUAAGAAUUUGUUUAAUCAAAAUAUACUUUUCAAUAUAAAGUGAAAUAAUUAACUUAAAAACAUAGUUUGUUAUAGAUGAUGAAUCCAGAUUUGAUAAAUAUAAAAAGUUAGUCUAAAACAAUAUUAGAAUCAUGA